AUGGAAAGAAAAAUCGGACGACAGAAUUCAGAAGCGGAAAAUGAAAUAAAAUUGGAAAUUUGUCCCGAAAUUGUGACAAAUACUCGAUACGGUGGUGUGCAGAGUGGAGAUGAUGAUACCGAAGCAACAAAGAAAGCAGCGGAAGAGAGGGCACGUAAAAAAGCAGAAGUACGUAAACGUCUGGAAGAGGCUAAUCGGGCCAAGAAAGCCAAAAAAGGUUUUCUCACACCGGAAAGAAAAAAGAAACUGCGAAAAUUGUUGAUGAUGAAAGCGGCAGAAGAUCUGAAACAGCAGCAGAUGCUCAGAGAACAGGAAAGACAACGUGUCUUACAGGAACGAAUCUUACCUUUACCGGAUCUGGAUAACGUUCCUGAUGAAGAAUUGGAGGAAAUUGCAAAGAAAAUGACUCAAAAGCUGUUGCAACUAGAAAGCGAGCAUUAUGAUAUUAAUUAUAUCGUACGCCAGAAAGAUUUUGAAAUCAAUGAAUUAACUAUUUCAGUUAACGAUUUAAGAGGCAAAUUCGUGAAACCAACUCUAAAAAAGGUAUCCAAAACGGACAACAGAUUCAAUAAGCUGAAGAAGAAAGAUCGGAACUUUGUCGAUUUUCGCACCAACUUGAAAAAUGUAGAAAGCAAUAAAUUCACUCUGAAAGAGGAGAAGAAAGAAUCCAUCGUUGGUUGGAAGAAGUGA
Molecule: messenger RNA, 690 nt
Organism: Brugia malayi
Lineage: Eukaryota; Metazoa; Nematoda; Chromadorea; Rhabditida; Onchocercidae
Gene: Bma-tni-4
Exons: 7
Coding region: 1-690 (229 amino acids)
Biological process (GO): muscle contraction
Cellular component (GO): troponin complex
Source: RefSeq, a predicted model, not a curated record